UAGAGGGCGGCGCACGGUCCCGGGUGCUCGGUCCCCGACCCCCCGGCAUUUUAUCAAGCCGGCAGGACCCUCUGCUCUAGGUUCCCGGCGCGUCUUGCCUGGGGCGGUGGCUCGAGGCACCUGCCAGGGACCCAGGAGUAGGGGCUGUCGGAAGUUGCCUGCCUCUGCCUGGGAGCUCGCACUUUGCUGGACGGGCGCGUCACCAGUGGGUGAAGCUCCCCCAGACUGCGGGGACAGCCGGAUGCCUGGUUCCCAGCUCUCCUACCUUCUCUGCCUCCCCUCCGGCCAGCUCCCAGGCAGCCUGCCCUGCCUCUCCUAACUAGCCAACAGCGCGAUCCAGAGCAGACUGGGCAUGGACCCUCAUUAACAUCUCAGGGACACGCUAUUAAACAGCUGGCACUCCCAGUGCUUAACCUGGGUCAACCUCAGUUUUCUGACAAAUGGAUUUAAUGCAAUUGUCAUAGGGUUGGAGUAACUGACGCGGUAGGUCCGGAGCGCUGGCUGCAUGGUGUCUAGCACAGCGUAGGAGCCUCCGUGGGAGCAGUAACUGUUACUGGAAAGCUGUAGGAAUAGCUGCAUUGGGGCCUUCUUUUCUUCAGCGGCUGAACUGGUGGACAAUUCCUCUAUCAUUUAGCAAAGCUGAAUGAAAAUGCAGCUCUUGGCAUUGGUGGCCUCUCUGGUCCUCGGGACCCUCCAUUCCGAGGGGGUCCAUUGGUCUGUGGAUCCUGAAACAAACAUGAAUGUGAGUGAGAUUAUCUCCUACUGGGGAUACCCUGUUGAGGAAUACUUAGUUGAGACAGAAGAUGGAUAUAUUCUGUGCCUUCACCGAAUUCCUCAUGGGAGGAAGAACUCUUCUGACAGAGGUCCCAAACAAGUUGCCUUCCUGCAGCAUGGCUUGCUGGCAGACGCCAGCAACUGGGUGACAAAUCUGGCCAACAGCAGCCUGGGCUUCAUUCUGGCCGACGCUGGUUUUGACGUGUGGAUGGGCAAUAGCAGGGGAAACACCUGGUCUCGGAAACACAAGACUCUGUCAGUCUCCCAGGACGAAUUCUGGGCUUUCAGUUAUGAUGAGAUGGCAAAAUAUGACCUACCAGCUUCCAUUAACUUUGUUCUGAAUAAAACUGGCCAACAGGAACUGUAUUAUGUGGGUCAUUCUCAAGGCACCACAAUAGGUUUUAUAGCAUUUUCACAGAUUCCUGAGCUGGCCAAAAAAGUUAAAAUGUUUUUUGCCCUGGCUCCCGUGGCUUCAAUUCAGUUCUCUACUAGCCCCAUGACCAAACUGAAAGGAAUACCAGAUCUUUUCUUUAAGGACUUAUUUGGGGACAAAGAAUUUCUCCCCCAGAGUGCCUUUCUGAAGUGGAUGAGUACCCAUGUUUGCACUCACGUCAUUCUGAAGGAGCUCUGUGGAAAUGUCUUCUUCCUUCUAUGUGGAUUUAAUGAGAGAAAUUUAAAUAUGUCUAGAGUCGAUGUGUAUACAUCACACUGUCCUGCUGGAACUUCUGUGCAAAACAUGUUACACUGGCACCAGGCUACUAAAUGCCAAAAGUUUCAAGCUUUUGACUGGGGAAGCAGUGCCAAGAAUUAUUUUCAUUACAACCAGAGUUACCCUCCCAUGUACCACGUGAAAGACAUGCUGGUGCCGACCGCUGUCUGGAGUGGGGGUCAGGACUGGCUCGCAGACGACAAGGACAUCAAUGUCUUACUGACUCAGAUCACCAACUUGGUUUACCACAAGCGCAUUCCUGAGUGGGAACAUCUGGACUUUAUCUGGGGCAUGGACGCCCCCUGGCGGCUGUAUAAGGAAAUUAUUAACCUAAUGAAGAAGCUCCAGUGAAAGCCAUUGUUGAGAAAUGUACCCUCGAGUUAGUGAUUUAAGACAUGUGAAAAUGUGUUUGCUUAAUUCCUGUAAAACACUUGUCUUCCCUUUAUUUUUUGUGUUUUUGUAUUCAAGAAAAUUAUGACUUUGAAGAUACUUAACUCUCUCUAAUUAGGAUUAGAAACACACUGUCUCUUAGAAAUAUCACUGAUGUGUAGUGUAAGCAGGUAGUUAUAACAUUCUGUUUAUCUUUGCAAUUUACAAGUACCAUGUUGCCUUCUCACACCUACGCAGGACAAAGGAACAGGAGUUGGAAUGUCUCAGUGGUGUUCGUUGGUAAAUAAUCUGCCACUGACUUGAACUCAGUAUAAAAGUACCCAUUUCUCAUCUCCUUGCCUUAAAUGGUUCUAGUCUCAUGGUCUUAAAUUUAGGGACCUGACACUUGCUCAUGUUUACAGGCAGUGGGUGUGUGGUCAAAUCCAGUGGUUUCGCUGGUGUGACAGAAAGAUUCCAUAAUGGAUUUCAGUCCACCUACCUGUGAUAAUGGUUAUGUAGCAAACAUGCGAAUUGCUCAGACCAAGCAAAAGAAUUUGCUAGAGUCUUCAAAAACAAAUUGCACAGAUUAAAAAAUAAAUAAAUACAAACCCAAACUAUGUUUUAAAUAGCUUGAAGAGUGAAACCCCCCAACUGUGUAUAUUCAUGAGCUCUCAAUUGUGUGGCAGGCCCGAGUUCUGUUCAUUAGAGGAAAAAAAGGGCUGUGGAGAGACUAUACCACUGUUUUUCUGGAAAUUACUGUAUUUUCUGAACCAGCUGCUGUAGCUCAGUGAUGACCUCUGUAUGAAGCCAAAGCCCUGUAGUUGCCCCUGAGUGUCGUUUUCACUAAAAUAAAGUAGGAGCGUGAAUGUUUUCAUAUUAAAGUUCAGCUCAGGGAUUUAUUUUGUUUUGUCGUUUGAUAUGUCCAUAUUUUUGAUACACCUACUUUGCGUCCCUAUGGCAGGAGCCUGUAUUCAUCUGCUUUUCUCAUUUCACUAUAAUACUAGACAAAAUGGUAAUUGAUAUGUUUUUCUAAUAUAGGUUCCUCCGGUAGCAGUACUUAACUGACUAAUAUAUGAAGCCGAAUAUUACUAAUGAUACUUUUUGACAUUUAAAGGAUCUUAUUUAAACUUUUCAAUAAAACUCGGUGAGCCUUAUAGGCCUGAGGUA
Molecule: messenger RNA, 3019 nt
Organism: Tupaia belangeri chinensis (Chinese tree shrew)
Lineage: Eukaryota; Metazoa; Chordata; Mammalia; Scandentia; Tupaiidae
Gene: LIPA
Product: lipase A, lysosomal acid type
Exons: 10
Coding region: 644-1834 (396 amino acids)
Molecular function (GO): hydrolase activity, acting on ester bonds
Source: RefSeq, a predicted model, not a curated record